This is a messenger RNA of Trypanosoma cruzi, 768 nucleotides long. RefSeq lists its product as uncharacterized. Lineage: Eukaryota; Euglenozoa; Kinetoplastea; Trypanosomatida; Trypanosomatidae. The record is from RefSeq and is a predicted model, not a curated record. The transcript has a single exon. The coding region runs from base 1 to 768 and encodes 255 amino acids.
AUGGAGCCUGAGCCAGAGAAAAGAUGCGAUUGGACGACUGCUUCCUCCAAUUGGCGUCAGGAAUCCCUUAACAAUUCAUUGCGGAGAAACCGGAACUGGCUGGGUCGACGACCCACAAGCAGCAUUCAUCCAUUUCACCGCGACAGCCUCUUGGUAUACAACUGCAAAAGUCCAAAUGAUAAUAAUGGCUCCUGGGCAAACAACGGUAUUCUGGUGCCUUCACCCAUUCGUCCUCAGAUGUGCGCGACGCCGGCGCUUAUAUGUAAACCGCCAUCAACAUUGCAAUUUAAUUUGACGGGCGCGACCAUGAAAGAUGUUACCAACACGCGCUCUCCUUCCACAUCUGGCAAGGUGGCUGCAACCGCCUCUGCGGCAUCGCGAGUUUCCAACUCUACCAAUUUUGUGAACAUUCAAUCUACCUUUCAGACAAUUUCCCGAUCGGGGCUAAUCGCUCCUGUUGACAAUUCGGCCGCUUCUGAUGGUGUUUUCAUUGCGCGCUACACCGCUGGAGCACAGGGUGAUGACAGCUUCCUGGAUAACCAGGGUAUGAAUGAAUUUUUCAGUGGGAGUUGGGAUUUCUGGAGGAGCAACGUGAGCGAGAGUGAGUGUCAGUUAAUCAAGGGAAGCAGCUGCCCCAACGAUGACUCUGUGAUCGAUUUUGACGUGGCAAUGUCGUUUCAGCGCAGCGGUGCACGCAGAUGCCGAAAGACAGGGCCUGGCUUUGAUGCUGUGCCGCUGAAACCAUGCCUUUAUACACUGGCACCUUAG